Molecule: messenger RNA, 652 nt
Organism: Didymodactylos carnosus
Lineage: Eukaryota; Metazoa; Rotifera; Eurotatoria; Philodinida; Philodinidae
Source: the annotation of a GenBank genome assembly
AUUAUGUAAAGGUUUACAAGCGCAUAAAGUGAAAGGUGCAUGGAAAUCAACACAAGAAAAUUGUUUUGUAUUAAUUGCAUUAGAUAAAUAUUUUCACAUGAAAGAAAAGGAUACACCAGAAUUUGUUACAAAUAUUUGGCUUGAUAAUGAUUAUUGUGGUCAAUAUCAAUAUAAAGGUCGAACGGUGAAUACAUACACAGUCAAUAUUUCAAUGAAAGCACUGUUGCCAUUAACAUCAUUAUUCAACACAACUAAUGAUGAUAAAAGUCUAAUUAUGCAAAAAGUUGGGAAUGGUCGAUUAUAUUAUUGUAUUGCAUUGAAUUAUGCUUCAUCAAGUUUGCAGUUAAAUGCAGUUAAUUAUGGUUUUAAAAUCGAACGAACAUACACAGCUGUGAAUGAUUCAUCACAUGUUCAAAAACAAUCAGAUGGCACAUGGAAAUUGAAGCUAGGUGAAAACGUCAAAGUCAUAAUAACAAUGACAACAGCACAACGACGAUAUCAUAUAGCAUUAGUUGAUUAUUUACCCGCUGGUUGUGAACCAUUAAAUACACAAUUAAAAGGUAUAGUGACCGAUGAUACACAGUCAUCGGUAACAAGUUCAAAAGGAGCUAAUUAUUAUUACGGAUGCCAACGAUAUCCCACCAUUGGUUGA